Molecule: messenger RNA, 706 nt
Organism: Pyrgilauda ruficollis (rufous-necked snowfinch)
Lineage: Eukaryota; Metazoa; Chordata; Aves; Passeriformes; Passeridae
Product: SH3 domain-containing protein C23A1.17-like
Exons: 3
Source: RefSeq, a predicted model, not a curated record
AUGGGGACAUUGGGACCCCUCUGGACCCCCUCUGGUGACACUGGGACCCCUCUGGUGCCCCUGGUGCCCCUUGGUGACACUCCGGUGACACUCCGGUGCCCCUUGGUGACACUCUGGUGCCCCUGGGGACCCUCCGGUGCCACGCCGUGCCGUCACUGUCCCGCCGGUGGCUCCGGUGUCCCCUGCCCGGGGGUCCCGCUGCCCUUGCCCGCGGGGACAGCGCUGCCCGCCGGCCCUUGGGGACUGUCCCCAGCCUCGGCCUUGGGCGCGGCGGCCGCGGUGGCAGCGGCCACCGGGGAGCCGCCGGUGGCACUGGGGGACAGCUGCGGGGCGGGGCCGGGCGGCGGCGUGGCCGUGGUGGCAGUGCCACCCCCCUUGGUGUCACCGCCGGCGGCGGGGGGCAGGGACACCACGAUGUAUUUCUGUACCGUGCCGGUGACAGCGGUGGCGCCGCUGGUGGCAGCGCCGCUGGCAGCGCUGGGGACGGCGGGGGACACCAGCUUGACCAGCGGCUGCACGCUGGGGACAGUGGUGGUGACAGGAGAGGUGGCCGUGGGCGCGGGGGACGUGCUCAGCGUGAUCACCUGGGGACACCGCCACUGUCACCUCCCCAUCACAAAAUGGCCCCAGUGUCCUCCCUUGUCACCUUCCCUGCCACCCCCCGAUGUCCCCAAUGCCCCCUACCCAUUGUCCGCUGUCCCCUCCU